AUGGAAUUCGUCAUUCCAGCACCAAAACGAGAACCGGCAGUCAACAUGGCGUCGUGGAAGAUCACCAAGAAGUUAAAGGAGACCCAUCUGGGAUCUUGGUCGUCCAACUCCUCAAGGAACACAACGAAUGCUACGCCAGAGAAGGAACAGGACGAACGACCGGAAAGUUUUACGUCUGCCGAAGAUGAGAAGGUUACAGCGGAAGCUCUCACCCAAGCCCCCGUCAUAAAGACCUCGAAACCCGGCAUCCUGAUUGUUACUCUCCACGAAGGAAGGGGAUUCUCCUUGCCCGAGCAAUAUCGUCAUAUUUUUGCAUCUCACAGUCGAUCCACGAGCCAGGCUAGUAGCGUGUCUGGGUCUCUAAGGCCAGGGGCAUCGAACAACCGUCCCCAGACCUCUUCAUCUGGCCUCGGCGAUAUCCCGACGAACCAUGGACGUGUCUCCGGAAAAUACAUGCCAUAUGCUCUCCUCGAUUUCGAUAAGGUACAGGUCUUUGUCAACUCAAUCGAUGGAAGCCCCGAGAAUCCUACCUGGGCAGGCUCCAACACCCAGUACAAGUUCGAUGUGUCCCGUGUGACGCAGCUUACCGUUCAUCUAUAUAUCCGCAACCCGAGUGCGCCCCCCAAAUCAGGAAGAAGCCAGGACAUCUUCAUCGGUGCUCUUCGCGUUGAUCCUAACUUCAACGAACCCAACAAGGAUACUCAGUGGAUCGAUUUGCAGUACGGAACGGGUCAGCUCCAGGUUUCCGUCGAGUAUGCUGAGCCACCGGCCACCAAGCUUGGAAUCGAAAACUUCGAACUCCUCAAGGUCGUCGGAAAGGGAAGUUUUGGAAAGGUUAUGCAAGUGCGGAAGAAGGAUACCAACCGUAUCUAUGCCUUGAAGACCAUUCGCAAGGCCAAGAUCAUCUCGCGCUCGGAGGUGGCACACACAUUGGCAGAGAGAUCUGUCCUUGCUCAGAUUAACAACCCCUUCAUCGUUCCUCUGAAGUUCAGCUUCCAAUCCCCCGAGAAGCUGUAUUUCGUACUAGCGUUUGUCAAUGGUGGCGAGCUGUUUCAUCAUCUCACUAUUGAGAGGCGUUUCGAUAUCAACCGCUCUCGCUUCUAUACCGCUGAACUUCUCUGCGCGCUCGAAUGCUUGCACGGAUUCAAUGUCAUCUACCGCGACCUAAAGCCCGAGAAUAUUCUGCUUGAUUACCAGGGCCAUAUUGCUCUGUGCGAUUUCGGUCUCUGCAAGCUCGAAGUGAAGGAUGAAGAUGAGACUCACACUUUCUGUGGAACUCCGGAAUAUCUAGCCCCCGAGUUGCUGAAGGGCAAGGGGUAUAACAAGACGGUCGAUUGGUGGACCCUGGGUGUGCUUCUGUAUGAAAUGCUUACAGGUCUGCCUCCUUUCUAUGACGAGAACACGAACGAAAUGUAUCGCAAGAUCCUUUCGGAUCCUCUGCACUUCCCGGGACCCGAGAUCGUCCCGCCCGCCGCUCGCGAUCUUCUGACGAGGCUGCUGAACCGUGAUCCCGCGCAGCGAUUGGGAGCGAACGGUUCAGCGGAGAUCAAGGCACACCCGUUUUUCCAUGCGAUUGACUGGAAGAAGUUGCUGCAGCGAAAAUAUGAGCCUACCUUCAAGCCAAACGUGGUUGAUGCACUUGACACAGCCAACUUUGACCCUGAGUUUACAUCCGAGCCGGCACAGGAUUCGUUUGUGGACGACCCGGUUCUUUCUCAAACUAUGCAAAACCAGUUUGCAGGCUUCAGUUACAGCAGGCCUGUGGAGGGACUGAAUGACGCAGGUGGCAGCAUCAAGGACCCUUCAUUCGUGGCUGGCACCCGAUGA
This is a messenger RNA of Clonostachys solani, 1827 nucleotides long. The record is from the annotation of a GenBank genome assembly. NCBI's taxonomy places the organism in Eukaryota, Fungi, Ascomycota, Sordariomycetes, Hypocreales, Bionectriaceae.